AUGUUAAGAAUCAGAUCACUUUCGAAUAAUAGACGUGCCUUUUCGUCCACCGUCCGGGCUUUGACUGUAAAUAAGUCACAUGAUGUAGUCAUCAUCGGUGGUGGGCCUGCUGGUUAUGUGGCUGCCAUUAAGGCUGCCCAACUGGGGUUCGACACUGCAUGUGUGGAGAAGAGAGGUAAACUAGGUGGUACCUGUCUGAACGUCGGAUGUAUCCCCUCCAAGGCCCUUUUAAAUAAUUCUCAUUUAUACCACCAGAUGCAUACAGAAGCGCAAAAGAGAGGUAUUGAUAUUACCGGUGACGUGAAGAUCAAUGUAGCAAACUUCCAGAAGGCCAAGGAUGACGCUGUCAAACAACUAACUGGUGGUAUUGAACUUUUGUUUAAGAAAAAUAAGGUCACAUACUAUAAAGGUAAUGGUUCGUUUGAAGAUGAAACCAAGAUUAAAGUGACUCCUAUCGAAGGUUUGGAAGGCACUGUCAAGGAAGAUCACAUAUUAGAUACUAAAAAUGUUCUUAUCGCUACGGGCUCAGAAGUCACACCUUUCCCAGGUAUUGAAAUAGAUGAACAGAAAAUCGUGUCUUCAACAGGGGCCCUUUCAUUAAAGGAAAUCCCCAAGAGACUAGCCAUCAUAGGUGGUGGUAUUAUCGGGUUGGAAAUGGGGUCUGUUUAUUCUAGAUUAGGCUCUAAAGUCACUGUGUUGGAAUUCCAACCUCAGAUCGGUGCCUCUAUGGACGGUGAAGUCGCCAAGGCCACUCAAAAGUUCUUGAAGAAGCAAGGUAUGGACUUCAAAUUAAGCACCAAAGUCAUUUCUGCUAAGAGAAACGACGACAAAAACGUUGUCGAAGUCGUUGUUGAGGAUACCAAGACAAACAAACAAGAGAAUUUGGAAGCUGAAGUCUUGUUAGUCGCUGUUGGUAGAAGACCUUACAUCGCCGGCUUAGAUGCGGAAAAGAUUGGUCUAGAAGUGGACAAGAGAGGCCGUCUAGUCAUUGAUGACCAAUUCAAUUCUAAAUUCCCACAUAUCAAAGUGGUAGGAGACGUAACAUUUGGUCCAAUGUUGGCUCAUAAAGCUGAAGAAGAAGGUAUUGCAGCAGUGGAGAUUUUGAAAACCGGUCACGGCCAUGUGAACUAUAACAAUAUCCCCUCAGUGAUGUAUUCUCACCCAGAAGUGGCAUGGGUUGGUAAAACUGAAGAGCAAUUGAAAGAGGCUGGUAUUGAGUACAAAAUCGGGAAAUUCCCAUUUGCAGCUAACUCAAGAGCAAAGACUAACCAAGAUGCAGAAGGUUUCGUGAAGAUCCUGAUUGAUGCCAAGACCGAACGUAUAUUGGGGGCCCACAUUAUCGGUCCAAAUGCCGGUGAAAUGAUCGCCGAAGCUGGUUUAGCUUUGGAAUACGGUGCCUCUGCUGAAGAUGUUGCAAGAGUAUGUCAUGCUCAUCCUACUUUGUCUGAAGCAUUUAAGGAAGCUAAUAUGGCUGCCUAUGAUAAAGCUAUCCACUGUUGA
Molecule: messenger RNA, 1500 nt
Organism: Saccharomyces eubayanus
Lineage: Eukaryota; Fungi; Ascomycota; Saccharomycetes; Saccharomycetales; Saccharomycetaceae
Gene: LPD1
Product: dihydrolipoyl dehydrogenase
Exons: 1
Coding region: 1-1500 (499 amino acids)
Cellular component (GO): oxoglutarate dehydrogenase complex; mitochondrion
Molecular function (GO): flavin adenine dinucleotide binding; dihydrolipoyl dehydrogenase (NADH) activity
Source: RefSeq, a predicted model, not a curated record